AUGCUAAUUGAGGCACUGAAGGAGCAUCCGACGUUCUCAACUAUUGAGUUCUCUCUAGUAAAGGAAGCUGUUCUAAAUAGCGAGCAGCAGAUAUUCCAAAAUAGUAAAAACAGGCAAGAAUACAUCAUAGCAAUUAGUGGGAAGCUGGAGCAAAUUAAACAGACGCGGAGUGGUCCAGAAAGAAGGCAGACUGCUUCAGGAAUCCAAACAAGCCAGAAUCCAGGCAGUAAAAUUGAUGAUACGCAUGGAUACGAUUAUGGAAGCAGAACAAGAUACGAAACACCCCCAGAAAUGGCACGGCAUAGCAACAAGUUCAAGCAGACUGUAGGAAUAUACAAUGACAAGGAAAUAACAGAGAAGAACGUUCAUGGAAGCAAGAAGAUAUCUGCUGCAUUUCUGGAUGACUUUGAUGAAAUAUUUUCAAAGAGAAUGAAUAGUAAAAAAGAUAAGAAAAAAGAAGGAAGCAAUACGAUGGCUGUGAAUGUGUCACAGAGUGAGAUGCCACGAGAUGUGAACUUCACCAUCAACAUUGUGAAGAACAAGCCGACUGAGAGAGUGAAGGAAGAGCGAAUUCAAGAGAAGGCGCCAAAAGUACCCGAUUUGGAGUCAGAGGUGAAGGAGUACAUCAGAGAAAAUGGUCUAAAUAUCGUAAAAGUGGAAGACGAGAAUGAUUGGAACGAUACAAUCGACUUUCUGCUUAGUCUGAAUGACAAGGACGAGAUGCUGGUGAUGCAAGAUAAAUGUAGGAAAAUUAAGUUUAUUAGCAGGGAGGAAUUGGAAAAUAGAAUCACCUGGUACGAGAAUAACCUAGAUAACAGCAUGGAUCAGAGUUAUAGACCACAAUGA
Enterospora canceri is the source of this 846-nucleotide messenger RNA. Lineage: Eukaryota; Fungi; Microsporidia; Enterocytozoonidae. The record is from the annotation of a GenBank genome assembly.